Molecule: messenger RNA, 754 nt
Organism: Carya illinoinensis
Lineage: Eukaryota; Viridiplantae; Streptophyta; Magnoliopsida; Fagales; Juglandaceae
Product: dihydroneopterin aldolase 2-like
Exons: 3
Coding region: 234-644 (136 amino acids)
Biological process (GO): folic acid-containing compound metabolic process
Cellular component (GO): cytoplasm
Molecular function (GO): dihydroneopterin aldolase activity
Source: RefSeq, a predicted model, not a curated record
CGCGUCGGCAAUCGACAUCAGGAAUUCACCCUCGAAUUCUCCUCUUGGCUUUCAUUUCUCUUUUUUCUGCCGCCGCACACUAGCCAAUUUAGGAAGCUCAGCCAAUUUAGCACAACACUCACGGCUGAAGAACUAUCCCCUUUCUCCCAUCUCCCUCCUCCCGAGACUCACCCACAACGGAACCAUUCCAUAGCUCAGGUCACGCAACAAAGAUCAGGCAUUAAGGAGCGUUGAUGGAAGAUGAUGCAAUUAUGAAGGGAGACAAACUUAUAUUGAGGGGCUUGAAGUUCCAUGGAUAUCAUGGGGUGAAGACAGAAGAAAGGAAGCUGGGUCAGAAGUUCUUGGUGGAUGUUGAUGCAUGGAUGGACCUCCUGCCUGCUGGUAAAUCUGAUAAUUUGUCAGAUACUGUGAGUUACACUGAUAUUUACCGAAUAGUAAAAGAAACUGUGGAAGGGCCUGCUCAGAAUCUUCUCGAGUCAGUGGCUCAACUCAUUGCGUCUACCACUUUUACAAAGCAUCCCCAGAUAUCGGCUGUUCGUGUGAAAGUUGGAAAACCUCAUGUGGCUGUUCCUGGUUCUGUUGACUACUUGGGCGUUGAGAUUCUCAGGCACAGAAGUGUUGACAUACCAAACCGUGCUGCUUAGUCAAGAUGCUUUGAAAUAAGAUUUCUUAAUAAUUCUUUGAAUGUCGAACUUAUUCCCUGGAUAUCUAUAUACAUACAUAUUAUAUGAUAAGAGAACUUAUGCUUGGGAUA